Molecule: messenger RNA, 5427 nt
Organism: Anguilla rostrata (American eel)
Lineage: Eukaryota; Metazoa; Chordata; Actinopteri; Anguilliformes; Anguillidae
Gene: amph
Product: amphiphysin
Exons: 26
Coding region: 65-2563 (832 amino acids)
Biological process (GO): synaptic vesicle endocytosis
Cellular component (GO): plasma membrane; synaptic vesicle; cytoplasm
Molecular function (GO): protein binding; phospholipid binding
Source: RefSeq, a predicted model, not a curated record
GCUUGCCUAUCAUUUCUCCACCAGGUCCUGGAGCCGCGCUCUUCUUACUAGAGUACCAGCAGCCAUGGCGGACAUCAAAACGGGCAUCUUUGCCAAAAAUGUCCAGAAGCGCCUAAGCCGAGCGCAGGAAAAGGUGCUGCAAAAGUUGGGAAAGGCUGACGAGACGAAGGAUGAGCAGUUUGAAGGAUUCAUCCAGAACUUCAAGAAACAGGAGGUGGAGGGAACCCGACUACAGAGGGAAUUGAAAGCUUAUCUGGCAGCAGUUAAAGGAAUGCAGCAAGCCUCCAUGAACCUAACCGAGUCCCUGCAUGAGGUGUAUGAAGCCGACUGGUACGGAAAAGAUGACGUCUUGACCAUUGGGAAGAAUUGUGAUGCGCUGUGGGAAGACUUCCAUCAGAGGCUGGUGGACUCGUCACUUAUCACCUUGGAUACCUAUCUUGGGCAAUUCCCCGACAUUAAAACUCGUAUUGCAAAAAGAAGCCGGAAGCUAAUUGACUAUGACAGUGCGAGGCAUCACUUAGAGACUUUGCAGGCCUCCAACAUACGAAAUGAGCGCAAAAUCUCAAAGGCUGAAGAGGAGUUCAACAAAGCGCAGAAAGUGUUUGAGGAGCUGAAUGUCGACCUUCAAGAGGAGCUACCCUCUCUAUGGGACAGUCGGGUGGGCUUUUACGUGAACACCUUCAAAAAUGUUACACACCUGGAGUCCAAGUUCCACAGAGAAAUUGCACAGCUCUGUCACAAGCUGUACGAGGUGAUGACCAGCCUGGGGGAGCAGCAUGCGGAUAAGGCCUUCACCAUCCAGGGAGCUCCCAGCGACUCGGGCCCCCUCCGGCUGGCCAGAACGCCCUCGCCCCCCGAGGACGAGUCGCCGCCCGCCAGCCCGGUCACCGCCAGCCCCAACCACAUGCUCGCGCCCGUCUCGCCUGGCCCGCCCCGACCCAAGUCGCCCUCACAGCUCAGGAAGGGUCCACCGGUGCCGCCCCCGCCGAAGGUCACGCCCACCAAGGAGCUGCACCAGGAGCAGAUCGUCAGCUUGUUUGACGAUAACUUUGUCCCAGAGAUCAGCAUCACCACGCCUUCACAGGACCAAAAGGCUGGAGAGUCUCUCUUGGAUCUGGACUUUGACCCAUUCAAGCCGGACUCCGCCACUCCCAUUGGCCAGUCACAAUCACCCAUGUCACAGACUCUGCCUUGGGACCUAUGGACGACGAGCGCUGGUCCACCACAGCCUCCUGACUCUCUGUCUCUCUGUAACCUGGCUGGGGAGGAGGGCACUGAGAUUUGUGGUGCCAGUGACACCACCAGCUCGGUCUCUGACCCUGGGGCAGGCGGGAGCUCUGGUCCCGGCUGGGCGGCCGACUUCGGCUUCCUCGCGGCCACCGGGGAGAGCAGCACCGAUGCCGAAAAGGGAGGCUUGGACCUCCCGCCCCCUUCCCCGUCCAACCAGGGAGGACAGGGCCCCCUUGGAGACGAUAGCCAGAUUUGCACUGAGGGGAAGGAGGCGGACACAGAGGAGGAGGAGAGGCGGGGCCAGCCUUUGGUAGACAGCCGGGCCGACGAGGUCGCCCCGCCACCGGGAGACGCUCCCAAAGCAGAGGUGUCCAACAAUGCUUUUAAUGGAUUUUCACAGAUGGAUGCAGGCACCUCCUUGUUUACCACAGAUUCAAACCAGAGUGGGUUUGGUACAAUGCCUGAGGCCGAGGUGGAGCCUCCUGGUGGUGAAAAAGGGGCAGUGUCUGAACCUGUCUCUGAACCAGGCCAGGCCCAGGAAUCUUCCGCCACUGCUGCUGAUGCUAGCGCUGGUGGUGGUGCAGAUGCUGCUCAAGCAAGCCCACCAACAGAAAAGGCUGCAGACAUUGAACCAGCGGGUGAAACGGAGGGGUCUGAGGAGCCCCCGGUGAGUGUGGCGACCGAAUCCACUGAGAUGCCCCCGGCCGCCGCGGCUGAGACCGAGAGCCCAGCUGAAGCCCCAGCGGAGCCUGCCCCAACUGAGGAGGCAGAGAAGGGAUCCCCCUUCACGGAGGUUCCGGCUCCUUCAGAGGAUGUGGGGUCCCCCAAAGAGCAGUCACCGACCGUAGCACCGGACGUAGGCGAUGAAAGCACUGAUAAAGAGGUUAACGAAGACACUGGGGCGAAGGAGGACAACAUGCCCAUCCCUUCAGUGGUGAUUGAGCCCGCAUCCAGCAAUGAGGGCGAUGACGACCGUGAUGGCGACAUCAUCUCGCCCGUCACCCCCAGCGACAACGGGGAGCUGCCCGAGGGCGAGCCGUCCAAAGAGGGCGCCGCCCCCCCGGAGACUGACAAGGCCGAAGCGGCAGCGGCUGUCCCAAGUCUCCCGCCUGGCUUUCUCUAUAAGGUGGAAACUUUGCACGACUUUGAGGCGGCAAACAGUGACGAGCUGGACAUGAAGAAGGGAGAUGUGGUGUUGGUGGUCCCCACGACAACAACUGAAGACCAGGAUGCCGGAUGGCUCACAGGAAUCAAGGAAAGUGACUGGUUGCAGCAAGGGGACAGCGCUCGUUCAGGACUCUUUCCAGCAAACUUCACCCAGCGCCAAGCGUAACGACCGGUCCCGGAAGCCGCAAGGGAAGGGAGCUCGGUAACCGUGAGUCCUUGAGAAACUGAAACGGGCUUUUAAAACUGUAGUCUGUAAGAACGUCUUCGUCGGUCAGCUGAGGACAAGCGGACAUCAGAGUGGAUGAAAACGGUCGGCCGAUCGACCCGGCUGUGUGGACACAAACACAACCGCUGCGUUCAAAUGAUGGAGCAUGAUGCAAGACCGUGGUCUAACUUCUUAUGUUUCAUUCGUUUCACCUGUAAGCAGCAACAAACUGAUUUUGUGCUUUCUUUGAGCUUUGGUGACCCUCUACAUGUAAUCCCUUGAAGCAAAAAGGAAAAAAAGAACAAAGUCAAGAAAUGUCCGAGAGAAAACACCAUACCUUUUCAGCACUAAGUGUAUUGUAUUCAUUUUGUUGCUCUCCAGAUGGUUUUAAUCAGUAAUCUGUAGUGAAAUUAUCUAUUUAAGUCUUAGUGCUACACAAGACUUUUAAAAUGUUUUAUUUGAGACAUAAAUGUUAUCUUGCAUUGUUGUUAGUGUUUUCUGUAGUUUCAGGGCUGAAUGUGUGGCUGUUAUGUUUGGCAUAUCUGGUGAUUGUUUUGUUCACAAACAAUAAAUGCUGCUCUUUUGCCAAAAAAAAAUGAUUAAGCAUAAUUCUGGAUGUUAUGAGGAAUGUCCAGCAUAAUGUCGCAAAGCUGUAAUGGGAAGAUGAAAAAUCCAUUCUGACUGAAGCAGAUGCAGCAUUCUUGACAGAAUAAUUAUAUAUCAGAUCCCUGAUCUAGAAGAAAAGAACUGGAAUCAAGCUUGCAUACUGUUCUUACCUGAUAUCUACCUUUGUGUUACCAGUCCAUGCUGUGAAAGCACGUUUUUGUGAAUUUCUCUUUGUUAAGACAUAUUGUGCUUUAUUUGCCUUUUUUGGUCAAAUAACACUGGUGAGGUUCUGGAGGUAGGCCAUGAGGUGAACAAUACAUUUACCUGUCAGAAUAGUUUCCCAAUGUUCAGCUGUUCAGUUAAAAACAAAUCCUGCCUCAUUCUAGUUUGCAUACAGUCCACAGUGAAGAACUUUUUUUGUGAUGUACACGUCCCUGUUUAUUUAUCAAAAUGAAUAAAAUAUACUUCACAGAGAAAUUUGCCACAAGGACCUGGAUUAUUUUAGGGAUGGCAAAUUGCAUGGAUUUUAGUGUCCUCAUAGUUGAUAUAAUUUUAUUAUUCUUUUCCUAAAGCGCCACCCAGUGGCAAGACUUUUAAUUUUUUUUUAUUACACACGGUACUACAGUAGUUGUAUGCGGUACUACAGUAUUUUUUUACUAAAGAAAUGAUGGCUCCAUUGCAUAAGGGAGUACUUUCGAUUUUUUGUCAGAAUAAGAAUAGAUAUUUAAUGGAUUACACAAGUGCAUACUGACGUAAUAACUUAAUUAUUGAUAGAAUGAUUUAACAUUGUACACGCAAAUUGAUCUACUGUAUGUUAGUGAUAUACAGUCAUCGCCAGCCAGUUUGAACAACAGCACAAUUGUUGGCCAGAACUCUUGAAAUAUAUUUAUAUGUUAAUUUACACAUGCUUUUCUAUCUAUCUAUCUAUCUGUCAAGUCUGUCUGUCUGUACGUCAGUCUAUCUUGUGUACUAUUUUGACAAAGGGUUUUGACUGUGUGCAUUUUAAUAGCAAGUGUGCCUUUGUAUUUAUAUAUUUAAUUAAGUUCCUUGGUUUUUGUUCCACUGUAAGCAACUCAAUACUGCAACACUAUUCAGUGGGAUUAGUUACGUCAUUUUCAUACAGUAUUUUUGACAGGUAGGUUGAUCAUGGAUUUUUAUUUUCUCGCCUUUUAUUUAUGCUUUAAACUUUCCAAAUGAGAUUAUCAAAUGAUUUUUACUUUUACCAUGAAAGAAUAGGCAGGAUGGAACUUCAUUCCUCCGGUGUCUCACUGAAACUUUCAUCCACUUUCUCACCCGAGCAUCUCAUGCAUUCUUACAGCAGUGUGUCUGUCCAGAGCACUGUCUUUUACAUUUGUUCAGUGGAACACAAGACAGAAUAAAAGUACAGAAAAUACAAGCAGAACAGUCACCACACCACUGAAGGUUCAGCACUGUAGGUUCCCCUUAAAAACAGUGCAUGCUCAUUCGUCACAUUUGUCAACAAAUAAACAUUAUCUGUUCAUUUCAUUAUUGGCAUACAUGUAAGCCACAGUACUGGACAACAGAUUGACAAGUUAGACAACAUGAUAAAGCAUUGAUUUGUUAGAGUGGACCAGUUGUAAUACUAGUAGAGCGACUAACCAAUACAGUACAUCUCUAAUGACUUGUGGAAAUGUUUCUGACCUGAACCAGGGUUAAACGGUUAGGCUUUAGUUUUCAGGGAAAAGGCUUUUUGGUUUAACUUGUAACUUAUAAUAAACAUUAUUCUUAAGCAUAUAACUCACUUAAAAUCCACUUCAUAGCAAGACACUCUGACACUCAACGUUAAAUAAGUUACAAAACCUUACAAUUCACGUGAUGUUUUCUACUCAACAGAAAACGUUGUUUGAAUGAACUGUCUUUUGUAAUGAUCACAGUUUCCAGGUAUGUGCAGUAUAUAUUGUUGAGAUUUUUAAUAAACAAGAAAAUCCAGACACAUGCAAAUCCAAGUGCAAUUCAAAUCCAUAUGGUAGAAAAAGAUAACGCAGAGGUUUUGCCACAUUUCAAGACAGUGGUUUUCACAGAGAUUUUACAUUCACAUUAACCAUGCCAUUUGUGGGCAGGUCGGUUAUAGAAAGAUACUGUUUCCAAGCAUCUGUACAUUUCUGGACCAGCCGUGUGCAAACUGGAAACACUUCAUGAUCUUAACUACACAAAAGUUUGUUGCUGUCAAGUUUUGUCAGUUCCACUGAGGAAGCAAU